AUAAUUUUACUUUUUAAUUUCAUUUUUCUGGUUGGGAUUCCAACACAAUCCAGUGUUCCAAUAGUAGUUGAUAAGGACCCACUUUUGCCCGCCAUUCUCCUCGGCGUUAUCUUCUCUCAUUUGCUUCAAUCUAUUCUUUCCCCAUGCUUGUUAAGAUUUUUGGUACUGGGUAAUGGUAAUGGGUAAUGGGUAAUGGGUAGUUCCAGUUUCAGAAAAUGCAUAAUCAAAUUUCCACCUUAUCAACUAAUUUACUGUUCCCAACUUCAACUCAUUCACAAAACCAUGAUUUUAUAUCUACCCAUUAUUCUCCAAUCUUCAAUAAAUUUUCGCGUAGAAAAACCCACAAAUCCAAUCUGAAACGCCUCACUUCUCGCAUUGUUCAGCUCACUAAACGCAAACAACUCAAUCAGGUGUUUGAGGAAAUUGAGUUAGCUAAAAGUAAAUUUGGUGGGCUUAAUACAAUUGUAAUGAAUGCAGUAUUGGAGGCUUGUGUUCAUUGUGGUGAUGUUGAUUCUGCCCUUAAGCUGUUCGACGAAAUGUCUAAGUCAAGAAGUUGUCGUGUUGAUAAUGUCUCCUAUGGUACUUUGUUGAAGGGUUUGGGUAUUGCUCGAAGCAUUGAUGAAGCAUUUCAACUCCUUGAGGCUGUUGAGCGAGGAAGCGCUGCUGGAAAUCCAAAAUUAUCAGCACCGCUUCUUUACGGUUUUCUUAAUGCUCUUAUUAAUGCAGGAGAUUUACGUCGUGCUAAUGGACUUCUUGCACGCUAUGGAUUUGUGUUCCAUGAAGGUGGAAGCCCUUCAAUCCUAAUCUACAACUUGUUAAUGAAGGGAUACAUAACGACGGGUGCUCCUGAGGCCACGUUCACUGUACACAAUGACAUGUUACGCCAAGGCUUAAAGCCAGAUAGGCUGACGUAUAACACCCUCAUCCUUGCUGCAGUGAAGACAGGAAAAUUGGAUUUUGCAAUGCAGUUCUUUGAGGAAAUGAAGGAUGCAGCAUGGAAGUAUAAUCUUAAGGAUCUUUCACCGGAUAAUGUAACUUAUACAACUUUAUUGAAGGGUGCUGCACUUGCUAAUGAUAUCCAUCUGCUUCAGAUGAUAAUGAUGGAUAUGCAAACUUUGGAAAGCUUAUCUAUUGACCGAGUUGCGUAUACUGCUCUCGUUGAUGCUCUGCUAAGUUGUGGCUCAAUCAAUGGUGCUCUAUGUGUGUUUGGGAAGAUACUAAAGAAGGCGGGAGAAAAUUCUGAUCUACGGCCAAAACCUCAUCUUUAUCUAUCCUUGAUGCGUGCUUUGGCCCAUAGCGCAGAUUUUUUGAUGGUGAAAAAUUUACACAGACGCAUGUGGUUAGAUUCUUCAGGAACUGUCACUGCUGAAGUUCAGAAAGCAGCAGAUCACCUUCUAAUGGAAUCCGCUUUGAAUGCUGGCCAGGUUGAAGUCGCUGUAAAGAUUCUUUCAGAGGUUAAUGCUAGAUGGAAAGGACUAUCUUGGACAAGCCCAGGUGGCCAGGCUGCUGUUCGCCUAGAGGCUUUACUGGGCUUUGAUCGUUCUAUAUUUUAUCCGUAUGUUCUUCCUCAGGUGUCAGUUGACGAUUCAAUAGAAAGAAUCAUGAUUCCGUUUGAAGAAGCUCGGCCUGUGCAAGCAACCACAUUGCUUAAGGAAGUUGCCAUGCGUUUCCUGAAGGAAUCAGUGGUGCCCAUCAUAGACGACUGGGACAACUGUGUGGGACUACUGCAUCGCGAAGACUGUUCAGAUCUAAAUUUACCAGUUUCGGCAAUGAUGAAGAGCCCUCCUCCCUCUGUGGCAGCCUCAACGUCAGCUGGCCGUGUGAUUGAUCUAAUCCUGGAGAAACGCUAUAAAAUGAUGAUUGUGGUUAAAGAUACCAACAUGUACAGUUCUUAUAGCUCCAGGCCUGUUGGAGUCUUCACUUGUGAGCACUUACACAAGCUUAUCAAGCCAGCCACAAAGGAGCCUGGACUAACGUCUUUACAAGAGCGAGACACGGAGUGACUACAGCGUGUUUGUAGGGGUAAUCUCUUAAAUGGCUCGGUCUCAAUGAUUCGAUCUAGCUAAUGUCAAGGUGAUAGUCGUUUUCGAUUUUUUUCCACCUCCUGUAGUUCGUCACAGUAAAAUGUUAAUAACGAAAUCUCAAGCUCUACAAGCUUUGCUUUGACAAAUGCAGAGAAAUUUAAGGUAAGAUUGAUGA
Molecule: messenger RNA, 2199 nt
Organism: Amaranthus tricolor (Joseph's coat)
Lineage: Eukaryota; Viridiplantae; Streptophyta; Magnoliopsida; Caryophyllales; Amaranthaceae
Product: pentatricopeptide repeat-containing protein At5g10690
Exons: 13
Coding region: 216-2003 (595 amino acids)
Molecular function (GO): protein binding
Source: RefSeq, a predicted model, not a curated record